Molecule: messenger RNA, 1361 nt
Organism: Megalops cyprinoides (Indo-Pacific tarpon)
Lineage: Eukaryota; Metazoa; Chordata; Actinopteri; Elopiformes; Megalopidae
Product: AP-1 complex subunit sigma-2-like
Exons: 6
Coding region: 106-588 (160 amino acids)
Biological process (GO): intracellular protein transport; vesicle-mediated transport
Cellular component (GO): membrane coat; AP-1 adaptor complex; intracellular membrane-bounded organelle
Molecular function (GO): clathrin-cargo adaptor activity
Source: RefSeq, a predicted model, not a curated record
UUAAAACGAGGGUGAGCCAAACAGAGUGUCUUCUAAAUAUCAAACUGUGGAAGAAGCGCUUAUGCUAGCGGUUUGUUCCCCAACAACCUAAAUAAAGGUUUUAAGAUGCAGUUCAUGUUGCUCUUCAGCCGUCAAGGGAAGCUCCGGCUGCAGAAAUGGUACGUUCCUCUGUCAGACAAGGAGAAGAAGAAGAUCACACGCGAGCUGGUGCAGACCGUACUGGCUCGCAAGCCCAAGAUGUGCAGCUUCCUGGAGUGGAGGGACCUCAAGAUUGUGUACAAGAGGUACGCCAGUCUGUAUUUCUGCUGUGCCAUUGAAAACCAGGAUAACGAGCUCAUCACACUGGAGAUCAUCCACCGAUAUGUGGAGCUGCUGGAUAAGUACUUUGGCAGCGUGUGUGAGCUGGACAUCAUCUUCAACUUCGAGAAGGCCUAUUUCAUCCUGGACGAGUUCCUGCUGGGCGGAGAGGCACAGGAGACCUCCAAGAAGAAUGUGCUGAAGGCCAUCGAGCAGGCCGACCUGCUGCAGGAGGAUGCAAAAGAAGCAGAGACCCCACGCAGCGUUCUGGAAGAGAUUGGACUGACAUAAAUGCGGCCUGUCACCUCCAGCGCAGCCACCACACUCCUCCUCUGCCAGUUGUGUUGUCGGUGUCCGCUAAAUGACGUAACACUGUGUUCAUGAGCGUUUCAGUAUUGGGACAGGUCCUGUUCCAUGUCAUGCCUUCCUUUUCGAGUUUAUUUAAUGUGUGCUGUACAUACACAAUGUAGCACUGUACAGAAUAGACACCCAAGGGAGCACGAGGUCACUGUCAUCUCUUUUUAUCAGUGUUUUUUCCAGUUGCCUUAAGAUUAUUUCACAGUAUUUCUCAUAUUGACAGCACCUUGAUCAAACUCCACAACUACAGCUGUAUAGAUACUGUAUUUUGGGACAGAUAGCAAAAAGCAAAUGACCCAAUAUUGGAAUGAAAGGCAGGAUUCUGAAGGCAAAGCCAAGUCCUAGCAUACAUAUUUUAAGGUAAUUUAAUCAUUUAAUUUAUGAGUGACAGGGUGACAAUGAAAACAGCAACUCGGUAUUGUAGUGUACAGUCAUUGCCAGGGCACCAUUUAUUGUUUACAACCAAAGAAAUACUGUGUUCUUAAUCAUAAACUUUUAUAACUGCAAAGCUGUGUUCUUGGAUGGACUGUGUCAUCUGUGCUGUUAAAAAGGAAGUAAAAAAGGGAUUUGUUUAUGAGACCAAAGAGUUGUUUUAUUAUUUUUUUUUGUCUAGACAUUGCAUUUUGUAUAGCCUAACCAUCAAUACAAUACAAAUCAUAAUAUCAUGAAUAUUAGUUUGUGAAGAUGGAAGCACAAAGUAUUUGAAU